AUAAUAUCAAAAUGAUAAUUAUAAUAUAGGGCAGACGGUAAAAGUAUAAAUACUGUGAGCAUACUGGGUCGCAUUAUCAGUCUCACUUUGUCGAGAGGAUAACAAACAUGUACGCUAAACUGUUCAUCGUCUGCGUCGUCGCCGCGGUAGCGCUCGCCCGCGAGUACCCGGCCGGCGUGCACCCCGCAAUCUGCCCCAACUACCCCUUCUGCGACACCAACACCCUCGCGCGCUUCACCCCGGACGGCCAGCCUAUCCCCGAGUGGGUGUACAACCCCUCCAUCCUGCCCGUAGCACCCGCUGACCCCCACGCUAAUAUUGCCCCUAAAUACCCGGCCAACUUCAACGCGGCUGCUUGCCCCAACUACCCAUACUGCUGGUGAACAGUUUAGACCCCAGGCCAGCCUUCCGGACCCAAGACAUAUGUUAAUGCCAGACUUCAACACAAAACGUCACUGUGACAUUUACAACUCUUCGAAAUAGGGCUUAAUUGCUUUCAUCUCUAUACCAACACAGCAUAGCUCAGAAGUUGAAUGACAUUCUGUCAAAUUGAAUGCUAUGCUGCUUGGGUAUGAAAUAUGAAUGUCAUUCAUCUUCAAGUUGAAUGCUAUUAUACUCGCCCAUAUUGUAUGUCAAUAACAUUAAUGUUUUGUAAGAAUUCUGUGUAAAUUAGCAAUGUCUCUGCCAUAUUUUACACGUACCUUAUGAAAUUGUAAAUAACUCGAACUGAUUUUUGCUCAGCGUUUUGGUUUUUUGUAAAAAAAUGUGUAAAAAAUUGUAAAUAAAUAUGUAAAACUAAA
Molecule: messenger RNA, 800 nt
Organism: Maniola jurtina (meadow brown)
Lineage: Eukaryota; Metazoa; Arthropoda; Insecta; Lepidoptera; Nymphalidae
Gene: CPH1
Product: cuticle protein 1-like
Exons: 3
Coding region: 108-383 (91 amino acids)
Molecular function (GO): structural constituent of cuticle
Source: RefSeq, a predicted model, not a curated record